AUGGAUGAUGCUCACCGCAUUGUCGUGCGAGAGAUACUGAAGCUUGGGACACGGACGAACUUGGUUCUUUACCUGAACGGCCUUCCUUCGGUCGAAAAAGAACCUACUCAAGUGCAUCGAGAAAAUCUUCGCAAGAAAGCUGUUGAACGUGCCGAUAAAUGUAUGCAUGAGCUUGAGGACGAUGAUCCCGGCAGUACGACACCGGAGCCAGGAAGAAAGGAUGACGAUGUCGACAUGAGCAACUCCCAAGGAUACAACACCAACUUCCGUUCCUCUCACUUAUCACAAUCUCGCAGUGAAGUAGAAGGCUGUGUACUAGUCCACGUUCAAGCACAGAAGACGGAUGGAGGAUUGGUCGGAGGAUCGAUCGGCAGAAAGAGAGAGGAAGUCAACAUGGUUGUGAUUGGGAUUGGUCUGGACAAGUUUUCGACCAAGACGAGACUUUCCUCUUUGCACGAGUCCUUUCAGUCGCACUUCGUUCAGAAAGCCAGGUCCCUAGACUACAUUGUAGUUAGAGUGAAUGAGUAUUACUUCGAAGAGGUGCCCGACGUGCGAGAAGUCUGUCGCAGGCUAUACUGCUCAACCUGCGGCACUUUCAUGCGCCGGGAUAUUAUGGUAGAGUAUAACAUUUGUAACGUCGUUCGCAGCCAUUUACUCCACCAACAAUGGCCGCUCUAUCUUCAGCCAGUAGAUAAGGAAGGGCACUAUCCUUGGAUGCAAGAUGCAAGACUACACACAGAAGCCAGGGCAGUAGCAGCAGCAGUAGCGCAGUGGGGCAAGGGCAAGGACAAGGACGAGCUGAAGGAUGCAAGCGAGCAGCCUCGCCCGUUCAGAUCACAUUCUGUGACGUAUUUGAGCAAGAAUUGGCCUGUACUCUCGUCGCGCUCUCGCAAGCACAAACUACACUCGCCUUCCCUUUGA
Messenger RNA from Gamsiella multidivaricata, 921 nucleotides. RefSeq lists its product as uncharacterized. The transcript has 4 exons. NCBI's taxonomy places the organism in Eukaryota, Fungi, Mortierellomycota, Mortierellomycetes, Mortierellales, Mortierellaceae. The coding region runs from base 1 to 921 and encodes 306 amino acids. The record is from RefSeq and is a predicted model, not a curated record.